UUAAAUUAAGAAGCAGAUGAACAUUUUCAGUUUCACCCCUCUUCAUAUGUCUUCGAUAUUUUCAGACAAUGGCUAACGACAGAAAGAGUCAGCAGUUGAUGUCGAUGCAGCUGUCUCGAGUACUGGACGAUAUUGGGGUCAGUUGGUGGAUGGUCGCUAGGAGGAGGAGGGCAGCACUCAGGCGGGAGGCAAUGUUAAACAUAAAUAGUUCAAAUUCCAACAAAUACAUUUUUGGCAGCCAAACAGAGGGCACAACUACGACUGAAAUGAAUUCAGAUGAAGACUGGUGUCAACUAAAUAAAAAAAUGAAUGCAGUUCUUGACCUGAACGAGUGGAAACAAGGUGUGUUAAAUAAUCUUGUAGUAAAAAAUGAUCAAACACCACCUCAACACUGCUGUCUUCAGAGGUUAAGUUCUAAUAGUCCUAUACCUUUUGAAAGUAUCGCAUCAUCAGAUGAUGUGGUUGAUGUUGAGGGAAGAGUACUGAUGUCCAAUACCUUUUUCGAUAAUCAGAUUGUUGAAGCAGUUGGGAAGAUAACUUACCAUGGUCCAUCAAGGCACUUUGGACAUGAACAUUAUGACGCAGUGUUCGCAAUUACAUUUAAACAAAUUCCUGAUGAAUGCAAGUUCCUAUUUCAAAGACCACGUCCUGGACACUGGCCAAGAAAAGAAAUCUUAGCUGAAGCCCUACAAACAGGGGUGUUCCUUGUUCCACAGGGCUUCUCUGAGAGCCCACAUAAGCCCCGCAACGCAGGACCCCAAGGUUCUCCUGAUGGCAACCGGCUUUGGAGAUUCUCCACACCAAGAAUGGAAAGGCUGCUUAUGUUUGACUUAAGCGCUGUGCAAAUCAAGGUUUAUGUAACCCUCAAAAUAUUAAGAAAGUCAUACUUUAAGCCAGUUUUUGGAGACAGAUUUAGUACAUUUCACUUGAAGACUGCCAUUUUGUUCACAUUAGAGAGUUACCCUUCUUCAAUAUGGACGGAUGAUAAUCUCAUACAAUGUUUGAUCUACUGUCUGACAACACUUGUAAGGUGGGCGAGGGUCAAGUACUGCCCCCACUACACUAUAGCAGACGUGAAUCUCUUUACCGGAAAACUUUACAAACAUGAGAUUAUUAAACUAGAAAACAUGAUCAACAGGAUGGUAAAUUUUAUGCCUUCAUAUCUUUUCUUUAUAGAAAUGGAUUCAAUUGGUUCAAGAAUGAAAACGCUGAACUUGGGCAUACAAUCUGAAAAUCUACUUUCAAAGAAGCAAAUGUUAAAAGAAAUCAUUAUUGCAUUGCUAAAUAAGGACAAGAAAAAAAGUAUUUCAGAGCUUGUAAAUAGUAACACUGAUACAAAUUAUGACACAUACACACAGUCUCUUACUGAUAUUCGGCUUGGUCUAAAUGAUCAGCUUAAUAAUCACGGUACUGAAAUAGAAAAGGAAGUGGCUGCUAAUGUGUUAUCUCAUGUAUGUAACACUCUUUCCACUGUCAAAGCCUCCAGGUGUAUACAGGAAAGACAUCCAAUCACAAAGGACAUUCUUGAUUGCUUUCAAAUGUCACUGGACUCUGACUUGUCCUGCAGACUGAAAUUUGCCUCCAUGUUGUAUUGCAGUGGGCAGUAUCACAGGGCAGCAGAUGAGCUAACUGACUGUGAGGGACUUCUAGGAUCUGCAUUGUGGCAGUGUUGUACUUGUAAAGGGAGACCACGCAUUAAAGCGUCAGAUGUGUUUCUUGAAAAAGCAUUGGUCACUUCAUACAGUGAUAUGAUUAUAAAGUAUGUAUGUUUGUGUGUUACCUUCAACUGCCAUGAAUUACAUUGCACACCACCUCAUCUGCGGUAUGAAAUGUACAGAAAAUUUACAGAGGCAGACUUACAGACUAGACAUGAACAUCAGACCUGGAUGGAUACAGUUGUGGUUGAUCCAAUACCAUUUUUCCACUACCUGCAGUUUCUCACAUAUAGACAUUUGAACGAACAUCAAGCAAUACUUGAAAGCCUAAGUAAGCUGCAGGAAUAUUUAUUUAAAGAAGGUGAUCACAAUGGUCAUAUUGAGACAGUUUGGAACAUGAUAGGCCACUGCUUUGAGCUGUAUGAUAGAUUUGACGAUGCCUUGACCUUCUAUACUAGAUCACUUCAGCUGUACCCAACCAACAAUGCUGCUAUUUGGCAUAUUGCUAUUAUUGUUUUUCACAAAUGGACAGAAAUUACAGGGUCAUUCCAAUCGUGCACCCAGAGCUUACGGAGUGCUCAGAACUGCAAAGGAACAACCCAGAACCAUGUCCUGCACUCGCGUUGCGCACCCAGAAAAAAACCGAGGCUAGCACUGGUAAACAUGACCAAACUUCGAUAAAAAAACCGAACUCAGUGAGGUAAAUAUAUAGUACCAUUAUGAAAGAGCAUAGCAUUUUAAAAUUUAUAAUGAAGAAAAAAUAAACACACAAGCAAUA
Mya arenaria is the source of this 2433-nucleotide messenger RNA. RefSeq lists its product as uncharacterized. The coding region runs from base 69 to 2336 and encodes 755 amino acids. Lineage: Eukaryota; Metazoa; Mollusca; Bivalvia; Myida; Myidae. The transcript is spliced from 2 exons. Gene Ontology annotation, molecular function: protein binding. The record is from RefSeq and is a predicted model, not a curated record.